This is a messenger RNA of Vombatus ursinus (common wombat), 276 nucleotides long. RefSeq names its product barrier to autointegration factor 2 (gene BANF2). Gene Ontology annotation, molecular function: DNA binding. The coding region runs from base 1 to 276 and encodes 91 amino acids. The record is from RefSeq and is a predicted model, not a curated record. NCBI's taxonomy places the organism in Eukaryota, Metazoa, Chordata, Mammalia, Diprotodontia, Vombatidae. The transcript is spliced from 2 exons.
AUGACCAACUACAUAUCAACCAAGUUAAGAACCUUUCUCGGUGAGCCUAUGGGAGAGAAAUGUGUUGCCUUUGUGGAUGGAGUUGAUAAAGACCUCGCAAUCAGAUUAAUGAGCUUUGGUUUUGAUAAGGCAUACGUACUGUUGGGUCAGUACCUCCUCAUGCACAAGAAAGAAGACGACUUCCAGAUGUGGCUCAUGCUGAGAUGUGGUGCCACUCAACAAGAGGCCCAGAAGAUUUCCAUAUGCCUGCGGGAGUGGUGUUCCACCUUUAUCUAA